AAAGCCAUGUCAAACAGAAAUGUGGGAAUGUCCUCUUAAUUUGUCCAUACCCUCAUAUAACAUAUUUUUGGGACAAAAUUCCCCCUUUCUCACUUUUGAGUCAGUGAAAAGCAAGGUUCAGUUUUAAAAUUCAUCCUGUAGGUACAAGUUAGAAACUUUGUAUAGCUUUAUUAUCUAUUUACAUGUUUUGGGAUUUGGUACUACUGUCUUUUUUUUUAAGUUAACCCCAAAUGAAGCUACAGUGAAAGGGUGAAACUCUCGAUCCCUCCUGAUCUGGUUGCAGCUAUUUGUGGUCUUCCUCUAAACGUGGUUAGGAUCCAGGAGCUUUUAUCUCUUCCACGCUUAACAUUAUUAGACUACGCUCUCUGGGUAGAAGAGUGACACUGUGAUACAUUUAAGGAAGCAGAAUAUCCUUAUCAGUGUUUCUCAAAUUGAGAAAUGCAUAAGUCCAUUAACACUUAUAACUUCAGGGGUAUUUUUAUUAUACUAUUCCUGAAAUGUGUACAAACAUAAAACUAUGUUUUACAUAGUUUACACCUUCUAUAGAACUAUAAUAUACACUAUGAACUGAUGAUUGUUUUGCUGAAUCUAAGUCACUGCUCAUGACAUGGGUAGUGUUGGGACUGUAGCAAUGAUAGGAUGUGGGUGGGGAUGCUUGUGCAUUGGGAAGUGAUCCCAGUCUCUCCCACCUUCACCUUAGCAAGACUGAUGCAGAGCCACUGUGCCUGCAGAGUACUGUGAUGUUACGUGGCCUUUGCUAGAAGUGAAUACAGUUAUGAGGUCUGUUCUUUGCUUAUUAGUUUAUGACACUUAAGGAAUUACCACUUGGGAGUCAAUGCAGUGAAGCAAUACGUGGUAAGAAGGUGCUGAUGCUGUUUUGUUUUUUUAAGAUUAUGGCUGAAACCAAAAUAUUUAGGCACUGUCAGCACUCAGACUGACAGAAACACUGUCCUGAUAGGUAAGAGUGUGAGACCCACUCGGGGCCCCAGCUGCACCAGCUGUGCUUCUGGGACACAGAGCUGGCCGGUGGAAUCUCUGAAUGUCCCAUUUCCUCAUCUCUAAGGCAGUAGGUAAUGGUAUCUCCCUCCCAGGGCUGUUGUGAGAACAUAUAGGAAGCAAGUAAAUCACUUAGCUCAAUGCCAGCCAUGAAGUCAGUGGUUGUUCAAUGAGCCUUUUCCCUGCUGAAGAAGUCAUAAAUAAAGGAGGAAAGAUUGAAGGUUUGAACAAUAUAAAUACUCUUUAAGUUGGUUUUUCGAUAGCUUUAGAAGAACAGAUCAGGGGGAAAGUAGAACGAGAAUGAUCAGUGGAGAAGUUUGACCACUGCCUCUUGCUCACUUUAUUUGUCCAUUAAAAUUUUUGCACACACUUCUAUGCUAUGCUUUUUGCUAAGAUCUAGCACUGGGCAGAAAAUAUUCUGUUGAAAGAGGUUUGCCCCACAUAUCUUACUGAAGCAGCAAUAGGUAUCACCUAGCAAUUUGAUACGAACAGGAGAAACAAAUCUCUCCAGGCAAACUGUCCGUAUAUUCAGAUGGUUGUAAAUAAACUUGGCCAAUGUUUAUUCCUAAGAACUGAAAAAUGAUAACCUAAAGGAAGGACAGAAAUACCUCUUCUGAAGUAGAUUCUGUCUAGCACCCAUGAAGUAGGUUUGGUAAGCCACUGAGUUUUUGAGGUAAAAACAAAAACUUCCUGUGAGCCAAGCAUGGGGAUAUAUCAUGCCAGUUCUAUUAUGGAAUAUCCAUGUGUGACCCUGAAACUGGCCUAAGUGUGACUUGUAAGUUAAUGAUUACCCUAGCAGUUGUCUAAACUACUUGGUUUCACUAGACUGCAAGCACUUCACCUGCAGAGGAGUCUCCAGAAAGCAGCAUGUUCCCUUUGCUCUUUGGGGCUGGACUGGUGGUUCUGAACCUAGUGACUUCUGCUAGGAGCCAGGAACCCCUUAGUGGCUCUGGGGACCAGCUGCUCUUCCAUGGAGCAGAUCGAUCUGACUUUGCCAUCAUGAUCCCUCCAGCAGGCAUAGAAUGCUUCUGGCAAUUUGCCCGCCAGACUGGAUACUUCUAUUUCAGUUACGAGGUGCAACGGACACUGGGAAUGUCACAUGACCGACAUGUUGCUGCCACUGCACAUACCCCACAGGGUUUCCUCAUAGACUCCUCUCAGAAUGUUCGAGGCCAGAUAAACUUCUCUAUCAAAGAGACAGGUUUUUAUCAGCUUUGUCUAAAAAAUCAGCAAAAUCACUUUGGUUCUGUGCAAGUGUACCUCAAUUUUGGAGUCUUCUAUGAGGGGCCGGAGAUGGACCACAAACAGAAGAAUGAAAGAAAACAACUGAAUGAUACUCUGGAUGCAAUUGAGGAGAGUACACAGAAGGUGCAAAACAAUAUCUUUCACAUGUGGAGAUACUACAACUUUGCACGCAUGAGGAAAACGGCUGACUUUUUCCUUCUCCAAUCAAAUCAUAACUAUGUGAACUGGUGGUCGACAGCUCAAAGCCUCGUUAUUGUUCUUUCUGGAAUCCUGCAGCUUUAUUUCUUAAAGCGUCUCUUCAAUGUCCCGAAGACUACAGACACAAAAAAGCCAAGAUGCUAAGCCAAAAUGACUACAGCACCUUAACUCUUUUCUUCUGGGGCAGACGCUUUGUCAAAGUUUCAGUCAAAUAAGCUUUGUAAAGUUACUGGAAAAAAUCAAUUUAUCUUGUUAGAACAUCUUAGUCUACUGCUCUCCUUUCCUCUCCAAUUGCCUCAAAAUGGCAAUAAAAUAAUAAAUGUGCAAGUUUUGAUAUUAACUAUGAGUGUGUACUAAAUGCUA
Messenger RNA from Zalophus californianus (California sea lion), 2802 nucleotides. It is a transcript of the gene TMED6, whose product is annotated as transmembrane p24 trafficking protein 6. Lineage: Eukaryota; Metazoa; Chordata; Mammalia; Carnivora; Otariidae. Gene Ontology annotation, biological process: endoplasmic reticulum to Golgi vesicle-mediated transport; Golgi organization; intracellular protein transport. Gene Ontology annotation, cellular component: endoplasmic reticulum; endoplasmic reticulum-Golgi intermediate compartment; Golgi apparatus. The record is from RefSeq and is a predicted model, not a curated record. Bases 1864 to 2583 code for a protein of 239 amino acids. The transcript is spliced from 4 exons.